Messenger RNA from Acomys russatus (golden spiny mouse), 1298 nucleotides. It is a transcript of the gene Cnrip1, whose product is annotated as cannabinoid receptor interacting protein 1. Gene Ontology annotation, molecular function: type 1 cannabinoid receptor binding. Gene Ontology annotation, biological process: negative regulation of signaling receptor activity. The record is from RefSeq and is a predicted model, not a curated record. The transcript has 3 exons. Lineage: Eukaryota; Metazoa; Chordata; Mammalia; Rodentia; Muridae. The coding region runs from base 342 to 836 and encodes 164 amino acids. Gene Ontology annotation, cellular component: plasma membrane.
CCCCCAGCUGUGCUGAUUUGCGGGGCAGCCUGCCAGUCCAGUCACUUGCGAUGCCUCGCGUGCGUGCCGGGCCCAGCUCACGGAGCGGGGGAUGGGGCAGCCAGUUGCCUCCGUUCUGUCUCUGGGUCCGGUUCUGUGGCUGAGAGUGGUGGAAGGCCACAGCCUUCCCAGCUGCUGCUCAAAAUCUGGGGUGGACCAAGGCGACCGCUCCUAGCCCGGGCCUGCAUCCAUCAGCUCCUUCUUCCUCCCUGUUUGUCCUCUCCGCCAAUCGUGCUGCAGCAACUCCCCCCAACCAGCACUGUCCAUCACCCAGGCCACCGUUGCCAGUUCCUCUGCCAGCAAUGGGGGAUCUACCCGGGCUAGUGCGCCUUUCCAUCGCGCUGCGCAUCCAGCCCAAUGACGGCCCUGUUUUCUUCAAGGUGGACGGGCAGCGCUUCGGCCAGAACCGCACAAUCAAGCUGCUCACCGGCUCCUCCUACAAGGUGGAGGUGAAGAUUAAGCCUACAACACUGCAGGUCGAGAACAUUUCCAUUGGCGGUGUGCUUGUCCCACUGGAGCUGAAGUGCAAAGAGCCUGAUGGAGAGAGAGUUGUCUACACAGGCAUGUAUGACACAGAAGGAGUAGCUCCAACCAAAAGUGGAGAGCGACAACCUAUCCAGAUCACCAUGCCGUUCACAGACAUUGGGACCUUCGAGACAGUGUGGCAAGUCAAGUUCUACAAUUACCACAAGCGAGACCACUGCCAGUGGGGAAGCCCGUUCUCGGUCAUUGAGUAUGAAUGCAAGCCCAAUGAGACACGCAGCCUCAUGUGGGUGAACAAGGAGUCCUUCCUCUGAAAAUGGCUCCCUGUCACGUUGCUCGACAAUCUCCAGAAAUCUACAUUUAAGACAAACCAGCACAAGCCUUAACCAAGGCAUACCACACCAUGGCUAUUUCCCAAUGGCCUCCUACCCCCAGUUACUGUGAAAGUGUGAUUUCCCCUCUGAUACAGUACCUGUGGCAUCAAAGAUGAUGUCACAACCCUGAAAGUUCUCCUUCCAUUAACCCUAUGCAGAUGUUCCUGCAUCUAUCCAUGCUCAGUCAUACUGUCUGCCAGUGUGACUGGAGCUCAGUGGGACUAGCAGGUUUGUCCUAUGCCAGAAAGUUCCACAGAAGGACCAUGGUGUUUUGUUUUCAAGACAAGCAAUUCCUCCUUUCCUGUGUUCAUUGUUAAAUUAAAAUAACAAUGUGCUUGAGUUCCCGAUGUGUGAUGGUGUAACAUGUAGCAUGCAGUGUUUGUGAGCAUCCAAAGCCAGCUU